AUGGACUCUCUCUGCAAGGACCACUUCCUGCAGCGGCAGUAUCGAAAACUUGACGGUGGCGUGCUGUGGUCCCGCAACGAGAGGAACCUGGACUGCACUGUCACCUUCCAGACGCACAGCAUUCUGCAGCGGUUUAUGCUGCACUUUGAGCUGCUACAGCUCGACUGCAAUGAUCACCUCUAUGUCUACGAUGGCGCACACGCCACUGCACCUCCUAAGGCAGACCUGUCCUGCCGCAACACGAAGCAGCAGGUGGGCGCGCUGUUCACGCGCAGCAACUUUGUCACCCUCAAGUACGUGACCGACAACUGGGGCACCGACGCCAAUGGGUUCAAACUGGUUAUCACUUCCGUCAAAGACCCUAAACACGGGUGCAAGGAGUUCCGGUGCAAGCAGCGGGAGUUCUGCGUAAGCGCAGACCUCACCUGUGACGGCGUCGACCAUUGCGCAGACGGAUCUGAUGAAGAUACCGCUGCGUUAUGCCCCGAGAACGGCAGUGGUGGUAGCAGCGAGGCGUGGAUGGUGGUGGCUGGUGGCGCAGCAGCAUUACUAGUGCUUUUAAUAGCUGCCUUGCUGUGCUGCUAUUGUCGUCGAAGGGCACCCAACCGCCGAACACACCUACAUUUAGAACAAAUGGCGAGCAGUAACGGCGCGGGAAAGGCCGUGCCGAGCUCGCCCGGCAGCACCACGCGACUGCCGGGAAACUGGGCGCACCCUGCGGGCCCGCGCGGGUACAGGGCGGCGCGCCCGGGCCGCCUGCGGGCGCGGGCGCAGCGCUGA
Molecule: messenger RNA, 780 nt
Organism: Pieris macdunnoughi
Lineage: Eukaryota; Metazoa; Arthropoda; Insecta; Lepidoptera; Pieridae
Source: the annotation of a GenBank genome assembly